Messenger RNA from Peromyscus californicus insignis, 4648 nucleotides. Its product is annotated as zinc finger protein 431-like. Gene Ontology annotation, biological process: regulation of immune system process; negative regulation of transcription by RNA polymerase II; regulation of cytokine production. The record is from RefSeq and is a predicted model, not a curated record. The transcript has 4 exons. Gene Ontology annotation, molecular function: DNA-binding transcription repressor activity, RNA polymerase II-specific. NCBI's taxonomy places the organism in Eukaryota, Metazoa, Chordata, Mammalia, Rodentia, Cricetidae. Bases 424 to 2436 code for a protein of 670 amino acids.
GGCUGUGUUGCCAAUCUCUGCAGGUCUGGGGCAGCUCUGUGCCUAGGGUGGAAGCCAGGGCUGGGAAUCAUUGUGCUGCCUCACUUCACAGCACUCUGUCCCCAAAGGAGCUGCUCCUAUCACUCAGGCAUCACUAGCCAAUCAUGGCCUCCAGCCGGACUGCCAGUCAGAAUGGGGCGGGCACUUCCAGUCUGCCAUGCUGGGGCUCCCGACUCUGGGUUGAGGGAGCCGCUCGUGUUCCAUGUCCUGCGCUGUGACCGGCUGCUGGGAGCUGCGAGGAGAGCGGGGCGAGCUCGGAAUCGGCCAUGACUUAUGUAUGGCAUAUUUUAGGAUGCAGUGACGUAUAAUGAUGUGCAUGUCGACUUCACUCAGGAGGAGUGGGCAUUGCUGGAUCCUUCACAGAAGAAUCUCUACAACAAUGUGAUGCUGGAGACCUAUAUGAACCUCAGUGCUAUAGGCUACAAUUGGGAAGAUCAUAAAGUUGAAGAGCAUUGUCAAAGUUCUCAAAGACAUGGAAGGCAUGAAAGAAGUUAUACAGGAGACCAAUCUUCUGAAUGGACUCUAUGUGUUAAUGCAUUUGCAUAUCAGAGUCAUCUUCAAAGGUAUGAAAGAAUUCAUACUGAAAAGAAACUCUAUGAAGGUAUUCAUUAUAGUGAAGACUUUGCAUGUCAAAGUAGUCUCCAAAUACAUCAAGGAACAUGUACUAGAGGGAAACCAUAUGAAUGUAAGCAAUGUGGUAAAGCUUUUGCUCGUCCCAGUCAUCUUCAAAUGCAUGAAAGAACACAUACUGGAGAGAAACCCUAUGAAUGUAAUCAGUGUGGUAAAGCCUUUGUACAACACAGUCAUCUUCGAAUGCAUGAAAGAAUACAUACUGGAGAGAAACCUUAUGAAUGUAAUCAGUGUGGUAAAGCCUUUGUUUGUCACAGUUCCCUUCAAUUGCAUAAAAGAGGACAUACUGGUGAGAAACCCUAUGAAUGUAAUCAUUGUGGUAAAGCCUUUCCUCGUCUUGGUGAUCUUAAAUUGCAUAAAAGAAUACAUACUGGAGAGAGACCCUAUGAAUGUAAUCAAUGUGGUAAAGCCUUUGUGCAAUACAGUCAUCUUCGAAUGCAUGAAAGAACACAUACUGGAGAGAAACCCUAUGAAUGCAAUCUGUGUGGUAAAGCCUUUCCCCGUUAUAGUCAUCUUCAAAGACAUGAAAGAACACAUACUAGAGAGAAGCCCUAUGAAUGUAAUCAGUGUGGUAAAGCCUUUGGUUGUUACAGUCAUCUUCAAAGACAUGAAAGAACACAUACUGGAGAGAAGCCCUAUGGAUGUAAUCAAUGUGGUAAAGCCUUUGUUUGUCUUGGUGAUCUUCAAUUGCAUAAAAGAACACACACUGGAGAGAAACCCUAUGAAUGUAAUCAUUGUGGUAAAGCCUUUGCACAACACAGUCAUCUUCAAAGGCAUAAAAGAAUACAUACUGGAGAGAAGCCCUAUGAAUGUAAUCUGUGUGGUAAAGCCUUUGCAUGUAACAAUGGUCUUCAAAGACAUGAAAGAACACAUACUGGAGAGAGACCCUAUGAAUGUAAUCAAUGUGGGAAAGCCUUUCCUCGUCUUAGUACUCUUAAAUUGCAUAAAAUAACACAUACUGGAGAGAAACCCUAUGAAUGUAAUCAAUGUGGUAAAACCUUUGCCCAUCACAGUUAUCGUCAAAAACAUGAAAGAAGACAUACUGGGGAUAAAACCUAUGAAUGCAAUGAGUGUGGUAAAGCCUUUGCUUGUCACAACCAUCUUCAAAGACAUGGAAGAAUGCAUGCAGCAGAGAAGCCCUAUGGAUGUAAUCAAUGUGGUAAAGCCUUUGCUUGUCUUGGUGAUCUUCAUUUGCAUGAAAGAACACAUAAUAGAGAGAAACCCUAUGAAUGUAAUCAGUGUGGUAAAGCCUUUGCAUGUAACAGUGAUCUUCAAAGACAUGAAAGAACACAUACUGGAGAGAAACCCUAUGAAUGCAAUAAGUGUGGUAAAGCCUUUGCAUGUAACAGUCAUCUUCAAAGACAUGGGAGAAUGCAUACUGGAGAGAAGCCCUAUGAAUGUAAUCAGUGUGGUAAAGCCUUUGCUUGUAAUAGUGAUCUUCAAACACAUGAAAGAAUACAUACUGGAGAGAAACCCUAUGAAUGUAAUCAGUGUAGUAAAGCCUUUGCCCGUUACAAUGAUCUUAAAAGACAUGAAAGAACACAUACUGGAGAGAAGCCCUAUGAAUGUAAUCAAUGUGGUAAAGCCUUUCCUCGCCUUAGUAGUCUUCAAUUGCAUAAAAGAACACAUACUGGAGAGAAACCAUAUGAAUGUAAUCAGUGUGGUAAAGCCUAUUCACAACACAGUUAUCUUAAAAUACAUAAAAAAACACAUGCUGGAGAGGAACCCUAUAAGAGUAAUACUAUUAGUGUGGAAUUGGUUUGUUAAAGCCUGUGAAUAUAAUAUUAGACUUUGAGGAUCUGGAAAACUACAUACCAAAGAAAAUCUGAUAAUAAAGGAUUUGGUAAGAUCUUUAGCCAACACACUUACAUUCAAUUACACAAGAUUAUUCUUGAGAAAAAAAUCUCACAGGUGUUAGCAAUCUGUUCAAGCAUUAUAGUGUCCCUCUGUAUUUGGUUUACACCUGCAGACUCACAUGGAAAAACAGCCUAUGAAUUUAAAUGAUAUAGUGACUCUUUUAGAUUUCAUACUUCUCUUCAAUUACAUGAGAUAAUGAAUCCAGGUGUAAUAGUGCCUUUUCUGUUGCUGUGAUAUAACAUGUCAAUGUGAACUUAUGAAAGUGUUUAAUUUGGCCCAUGGUUCCAGAGCAAUACAGGAUCACCAUGAAAGUGACAUAGAAACAAGUGUCAGACAUAGCAGCUAAAGUAGGAAGCUAAGAAUUCACAUCCUUAAUCUGCAGCAUAAAGUGUAAAUGGGAAAUGGUAGGCAGAUAUAAACUCUCAGGACAAUCAAUCCCCAGUGACAUAUUUCUUCCAGCAUGACAGCAUUUCCUAAAUCUUCCCAAAUGAUACCACAGUCUAAGAAUGAUUGAUUUCUCUGACUUUAGGUCUACAUGCUUGCUUUCUGUUACAUGAACCAAUUCAUGAUGGAGAAAAACUCUGUAAGACUUCAGAUGCUUCAAUACCUAUGAUACAGGAAUUAUAAGAGAUAAACAUUCAUGAGUGAAUAUUAGUUUAAAUAUUUGUUUUAAUUUCAAUUAUGCAAUGUCAGUGUCUUUUUGUGGGUAGAUACAUGUGCAUUCUGGUUCUCAAAAAGACUAGACCCUUGGAGCUUUUUAUAGCAGGAAUUACUGGAAGUUGUCAAAAACCUGACCUUAGUCCUGGGAAUGGACUUGUAUUAAGGGCUUGUCCAUGUCUCUAGCCCUGUAAAUAUUCUAAAGCUUUUUUAUAUCAUCUUGAUAUAAGAAAACAGGGAGGAACUCAUACAAAAGAAAAACCCUGUGUACAUAAAUAAUUUGGUAAAAACUUUAGACAUCACAAUUAUCUUCAGGUUCAAGAAAAGAAACUUUUUCAUCAUAGCCUUGAAGUAAGUAAAUUAUUAACAAAGUUCACUAAAGACAUUGUGGUUUCUAUUUUGCAACAUUUGAGGUAGAGAUUAUAUUGUACUCUUUGUGUAGCAAAUUCAUUUAUUGAAGUUUAUUUUGUAGUCCUUAUAUUCCUUCUGUGGCUUUUGUUCAUCUUCUAUUGUGCUUUCAGUUAGUGAGAGAUAUUUUUCUGCUAUAGUGUAUAAAAUGGGAUGACCAUCAUCUAAGUGGUACAUCUUUAUUUAAAUAUUAGGCAGUAUGUGAUCAUAUUUUAAAGCAAGUGUGUCUGUGAAAGGGUGAUGGGUUUCUAUUACUGGUUUUAUUUUUUCAUAUUUUUUUCACAAAUUCCCUUGAAAUGGUUUUUGUUAUCCAGCCCCACUUGGAUGGUAGUAAUUAGUCAAAGAUAAAAUUGAAAUCAUGAUCCUCAUGUGUGAAUCUCCAGAGUACAAGUGUAAGGGUAGAUAAUAUACUCCCAAUGUUUGCUGUUUUGUCAACACAUAUUAAGAAUGUUAAUGUUAAAAUGAUUAAAAAAAUAGAUGAGAAUAUAAGAAACAUUGAAUGUCUCAUGUGUAUCCAAAGUAACAUUUUCAUCUGUGUGGAAGUGAUGUAAUAAAGUAGGAUAAUCAGCAAUCAACUGUAUAUUUCACAAUAUAAGUUGAUGUACUGUGGAUAUGUAUAUAUUAUUUGAAGUACCAUACAUCUUCAUGUCCUCAUCAGUUAUCCAUUUGGCAUAAUGUAUUGAAGUAUUGCCUUCUAAGGAAAUUAUCCAGAGAUGCCAGGUAAUGUAACGGCAAUGAGAUUUAUUUUUUAAAAAAUUCUGUUGUAUGUUUGUAUAACUAUGGGAUUUUUUAGGCCAUGACCGAUGUGUGGAGAAAAGAAGACAACUUUGUGGGGUCUACUUUUGUUCAACUUCAUAUGGCAAUCAAGAUGAGAUUACAGCCUUGCACAAGACAGACAUUUCCAACAGAGCUGUCUCAUUGAUGCUCAAAUAAAAUUAGUUAAAACAUUACAUCAGUAAAAUAUUGUCUUCUUUUUGGAUUGUAGAAAUAUUUUCAUUGAAGCAUAAUGAAAAACAGGAGAAAUUGAAUAAUAAAUCCUAUUUCCAAAUGAAGAUGA